Hyaena hyaena (striped hyena) is the source of this 924-nucleotide messenger RNA. RefSeq lists its product as uncharacterized. The record is from RefSeq and is a predicted model, not a curated record. Lineage: Eukaryota; Metazoa; Chordata; Mammalia; Carnivora; Hyaenidae. The coding region runs from base 1 to 864 and encodes 287 amino acids. The transcript has 3 exons.
AUGGCUGAACAGCCCGCGCAACAGCAGAUGAAAACUUCCUUCCUCUUCAUCCAGCUGCAGGCCCCCCCUGCCCAAGCUCUCCCCUCCCAGUCUCCAGCCGCUGCAGCCUGGACAGCCGCCCCCGGGGGGCCAGAGGAGGGACACAUUUUCCCAAGUCCCAGGACUGGCUUCUUGGCAGGCCAGGACCUCAGGCACACACAGGGCUUGGCUGCUCCUCCCUCCUGCCUGCUGCAGAAGGGGGACUCUGGGACACAGGAACCAGCUGCUUUCAGUUGCUCUGCUCUGAAGGAGGAGAGAGAGGAAAAACCCCAGGAUCUGGACGUAAGAAGGGGUGGCGUCUGCAGAUCCCCACGUCACAGGCCUUCCCCGGCCCCUGCCUCCAGGAAAUUUGGACGGCUACAGCCCCUGUCAUGCAGACUUCCUAGCCCAGCUCCCGUUAUGAGCAAUGAAAGCAGCAAUCCCUCCAUGGGAUGGAAGCACUGGCCAGCCAUCACUGUCCCCCAGGACCUGUGGAGCAUGGACCCUCAGUCUUGGGAUGCUUUGGGAUGUUCAAUUCCACAGACCAGCCUGGCUCACACUACUGACAGAGGUGAAAGUGCUAUGCUGAGGAGAGGUGUUGCCACCUGCCAGGUUCUCCCCAAGAGCUGUGAAGAGGGCACCAGCACCACUGUGCGAGCUAGGAGAGCAAGGCUCUACAGAUACUGUCCGCCCAUUCAGACCAGCAAGAGCUACCCGGCCCUGCCUGUCGCUCUGCCUCUCAAGCAACUCACUGGGACUCCUGACCAACAGAAUUCAAGAAGAAAGAACAACAAAAAUCUCAAACAUAAGCCACAUUUGUUGAACUGGGCUAUACUGAUUCCUUGAACUGAACCAUAUCAAUGAAAAAAACAAAAGGAGAGAGAGAGAAAGACAGCGUGAGCAGGG